Neoarthrinium moseri is the source of this 1539-nucleotide messenger RNA. RefSeq lists its product as uncharacterized. Gene Ontology annotation, molecular function: heme binding; iron ion binding; oxidoreductase activity, acting on paired donors, with incorporation or reduction of molecular oxygen. NCBI's taxonomy places the organism in Eukaryota, Fungi, Ascomycota, Sordariomycetes, Amphisphaeriales, Apiosporaceae. The record is from RefSeq and is a predicted model, not a curated record. The transcript is spliced from 5 exons. The coding region runs from base 1 to 1539 and encodes 512 amino acids.
AUGGGGGUCAUUGAGAGCUCUGCUCAAAGCGUAAGCUUCAUAGCAUUGGGCAUUGCAACUGUGACCUUCGUCUACACCUUUUGGAGAUGUAUAUACAACAUUUAUUUUCACCCGUUGGCUCGGUUCCCUGGCCCUUUCUUGGCCAAGAUUUCGCCGAUAUACAGCAUUUGGGGCCUUUUCCGUGGUAGAUGGCCCUUCGACGUUCAUCAGCUACACCUCAAGUAUGGACCAGUACUGCGGCUGAUGCCGAAUGAGCUGGCCUUCAUUGAUCCUCAAGCAUGGAAGGAUAUUUAUGGCCACCGACAAGGCCAUCCGCAGUUUCACAAAGACCCCAUCCACGUUGGUUCUGUCCAAGACAUCCCUGGCUCAACAACAUUAACCAUGGCGGACGAUGACAACCAUAGCCGGCAGAGGAGGACUCUGGCCCAUGCAUUCAGCCAGAAGGCCUUGCUUGAGCAAGAGAGCAUUAUUCGCGGUUACGUUGACCUUCUCAUCACCAAGCUGACACCAUUUGCGGCGAGCGGGAAGCAUAUCAACAUGUGCGACUGGUUCAACUUCACCACCUUUGACAUUAUUGGCGAUAUGGCAUUCGGACGGCCGUUUGGCUGCCUCCGCGAGGGUGUCUUUCACUCCUGGGUGUCCCUCAUCACGCAGACCAUCAAGGCCGGCGCGUUCGAGCAGGCCACGCGACGCAUGUUCAAGACAAACAGCUGGCCGCAGCAAAUGUUGGUGAAAUUGAUCCCCAGUGACCUCAGAGAAAAGAGAUUUCGCCACCUGGAAUUGAGCCGUGAAAAGUGUCUGCAGCGUAUUGAGGAGGGGCUUACGCGCGAGCAUAAUGACUUCCUAUAUUAUAUCCUGCGGCAGAACGAAAAGGGUGGCGUCAGUCAGAACGAGAUCAUUCUCAACAGCGCACUAUUCAUCGUUGCAGGCUCCGAGACCACAGCCUCUCUGCUGUCUGGUCUGCUGAUGUGGCUCCUGCGCACACCACACGCCUACAAGAAGCUCACCAACGAGAUCCGCUCGAACUUCACCGAAGCCAAGGCCAUGACUUUCCUCGAACUGCAGGAGCUGACUUAUAUGAACGCCUGCAUCGACGAGGCGCUGCGCAUCUUCCCGCCAAUCCCCACCGGACUGACCCGGACGGUGCCCAAGGGCGGGGACACGGUGGCCGGCGAGUUCAUCCAGGGCGGGACCACGGUGUCCGUGUACGCGUGGGCGGCCACGCACUCGCCGUGUAACUUCGUCCGCCCGGACGACUUCCUUCCCGAGCGGUGGCUGGAAACCAAGUACGACGGGGACAAGAAGGAGGCGAGUCAGGCUUUCAGCCUAGGGCCCCGGGCGUGCAUCGGAAAGCACCUGAGCUACCUGGAGCUGCGGCUGAUCCUUGCCAACCUGCUCUGGCACUUUGACGUCGAGAGGGCGGACCGCGACGCGCCUGUCGACGUGUGGGAUCCCGCGAAUCACCUCCAGCACGUCAAGGCCUUCAAUACGUGGAACAAGCCGCCGUUGAUGUGCAAGCUGACGCCUGUCAAGAGGUAA